AUGGAAAGCGGAUACACGUUCGAACAUUUUGGAUUUUCACCAAAUCAGAUUUCUUUAGAAAGACGAUGUUUUGUGGAGAAAUGUGUGGAUAUAUUAUUGGAUAAUAUUAUAAAGCGUUUGGUAAACUCGGAAGAGAGGAACAAUUUAUUGGCUAAAGAAAAAGAUUGUGUGAUUAAAAGUAUUUUGAAGUCUAUGGAAAGUCAUUUAUCCAAAAUUAAUGAUUUUGAUAGUAAGUUAUUUUCGGUACCUGAAUAUGUGUUGUUACCGCGCGAUUGGGAUCACAUGAAAGAAAACACGGAACGAGAUGAAGAAAAACAAGAACAAAAAGUGGAAGAAUUAAAGCAAAAAUUCCUCCAGAAUUCUUUUAUGUUGGCUUCAUUAAAAUUGGAGAAUGCAAAAUAUGAUGCGCUGAAAGAUAUAUACGCUGAUGAAAUGGGUGCUCAAGAUGAGUUAAAGCAAAUGUUGCAUAAACACGACAAUGAAAUUUCAUGUGAGCUUAUACAGACUAUUAAAACUAUGCUUAGAAAAAAUACUAUGAUAAAUAUGCCUGAAGAGAGUAAUUAAUACUUUGAAAAUAAAUCGUAGUUUUCCUUAACAAAUUCUGAGCACUUUAAACCUGGUCUCUCUUUUUUUAACCAAAGCAAAAAUCUACAAUACUGUGCAGUGCAUUGGAUGAUUACAUUAAAAACUUCGGCAACAGAAA
Glossina fuscipes is the source of this 703-nucleotide messenger RNA. RefSeq lists its product as uncharacterized. The transcript has 4 exons. The record is from RefSeq and is a predicted model, not a curated record. Lineage: Eukaryota; Metazoa; Arthropoda; Insecta; Diptera; Glossinidae. Bases 1 to 564 code for a protein of 187 amino acids.